This is a messenger RNA of Lycium ferocissimum, 1816 nucleotides long. Its product is annotated as ethanolamine-phosphate cytidylyltransferase. The record is from RefSeq and is a predicted model, not a curated record. Gene Ontology annotation, biological process: phosphatidylethanolamine biosynthetic process. Lineage: Eukaryota; Viridiplantae; Streptophyta; Magnoliopsida; Solanales; Solanaceae. Gene Ontology annotation, cellular component: cytoplasm. Gene Ontology annotation, molecular function: ethanolamine-phosphate cytidylyltransferase activity. The transcript is spliced from 10 exons. The coding region runs from base 207 to 1433 and encodes 408 amino acids.
UAAACGUGCCAUCCAAGUGCUAACCAUUAAAACGAGAUACGAACGGCGUUAUAAAUGAAAGAAAAAGCACUUUUUCAAACCUUUUGCCUUUUCUUCCUCACAAAAAUUCUAGAGAAUAAACAUACUAAUCUUAGAAAAAAUUAGAAUGUUAGUGUCAUUGUUUUUACAAUAACAAAUAUUUUCGAAAUUUUGGAGUACUAACAAUAAUGGGUUCAGAUGGAGGACAUUCGGAAAAUGUGCAGAGUUCACGGUUUGUUGCCACGUGGCUGGUGGGAGGAGUGGUGUUAGGGUUAUCAGUGUUAGGGUUAAGUUUUGCUUUACCAAAGAAGAAGAAGAGACCCAUAAGGGUAUAUAUGGAUGGUUGUUUUGAUAUGAUGCAUUAUGGACAUUGUAAUGCGUUAAGACAAGCUAGGGCUUUAGGUGAUCAGUUAGUUGUUGGUGUUGUUAGUGAUGCUGAGAUUAUUGCUAAUAAAGGACCACCAGUUACUCCUCUUCAUGAGAGGAUGAUUAUGGUUGGCGCUGUUAAGUGGGUGGAUGAAGUCAUCUCUGAUGCCCCCUAUGCUAUUACUGAAGAUUUUAUGAGGAAACUAUUUGAUGAGUAUAACAUAGACUAUAUCAUUCAUGGGGAUGACCCUUGUCUUCUUCCUGAUGGAAGUGAUGCUUAUGCCCUUGCUAAGAAAGUUGGUCGCUAUAAGCAGAUCAAGCGCACGGAAGGAGUUUCAAGCACUGAUAUCGUUGGUCGAAUGCUUCUUUGUGUGAGAGAGAGGUCCUCUGUUGACUCCCCCAGUCAUGCCUCCUUGCAGAGACAAUUUAGCCAUGGUCACAGCCAAAAAUCUGAAGAUGUAGGCGGGACACGCGUAUCUCAUUUUCUUCCUACAUCUCGUAGAAUUGUACAAUUUUCCAAUUCGAAGGGAGCUGGACCUGGUGCUCGCAUAGUCUAUAUUGAUGGUGCGUUUGAUCUUUUUCAUGCUGGACAUGUAGAGAUACUAAGGCUUGCUCGAGGACUUGGAGACUUUCUACUAGUAGGCGUUCAUACUGAUCAAACUGUAAGUGCCAAUAGAGGUGGACACCGUCCAAUUAUGAAUCUUCAUGAAAGGAGCCUAAGUGUUUUGGCUUGCCGCUAUGCUGAUGAAGUGAUUAUCGGUGCUCCGUGGGAGGUGUCAAAAGAUAUGAUAACAACCUUUAAUAUCUCUUUAGUUGUUCAUGGAACAGUAGCUGAGGACAAUGAUUUUCAGAAGGAGAAGGGUAACCCAUAUGCUGUACCAAUUAGCAUGGGCAUUUUCAAAGUUUUGGAUAGUCCUUUAGAUAUUACAACGAGCACAAUAAUAAGGAGAAUUGUGUCAAAUCAUGAGGCAUACCAGAAACGAAAUGAGAAGAAAGCAGCCAGUGAGAGGAGGUACUAUGAGGGAAAGAGUUACGUCUCUGGUGAUUAGUUGACUUUAACAGAUUUACAGAAUCAAGAUGAUGAAUUGUUGUGGGGCAAGAAGCUGCUUCAGAUAUGCAACUUGUAACCCCCACCCCCGACCCCCCUUCCCUUUUUUUUUUUUUUCUCUUUUAAAUUUAUGUAGUUUGAUCUUAACCUUUUAGGAGGUCCCUUGCAUCAAACUGCACACUAGUAUACAUGACGUUCUCUAGUUAAACAGAAGCAAUUUUUUGACCAAAAACAUAUGUAGGUGUGUGAGAAAUAAUGUAUCAUCAUGACAUUGAGGCUUCAUUACAGCAAGUGGACUACUUACACUUUUAUUGUAUUUUCCUCUUUUUGCAUGAACCGUAUGUCCGUCAUGCUAAUGAAAUGCGGAAUUUCCACUUGUGAAAA